This is a messenger RNA of Malassezia vespertilionis, 891 nucleotides long. RefSeq lists its product as uncharacterized. NCBI's taxonomy places the organism in Eukaryota, Fungi, Basidiomycota, Malasseziomycetes, Malasseziales, Malasseziaceae. Gene Ontology annotation, molecular function: isomerase activity. Gene Ontology annotation, cellular component: cytoplasm. The coding region runs from base 1 to 891 and encodes 296 amino acids. Gene Ontology annotation, biological process: biosynthetic process. The transcript has 2 exons. The record is from RefSeq and is a predicted model, not a curated record.
AUGAUCGCGAAGGAAAAUACUGAGGUAUUGGGACUGCGGCUAAUUGAGUGGAUCCGUAUGCACGAUUCGCUGCGAUUCUCGCAGGUAGAUGUGUUUGGAAGCGGGCCGAUUUCUGGGAACCCCGUCGCCGUUGUUCACCAUGCGGAGCUGGUAAGUGAUGCUCAGAUGCGUGCAUUUGCGCAAUGGACCAAUUUGUCUGAAACGACGUUUCUAUUGCCGCCGACACAGCCUGGUGCAGACUACCGCUUGCGUAUAUUCACCCCGAAUGAGGAGCUCCCAUUCGCAGGACACCCCACGCUGGGCAGCGCACACGCAUGGCUCGAGAACGGUGGUCAGCCGCGGUGUGACAAGUGUAUUGUGCAGGAAUGCGGCAUUGGUCUUGUAAAGAUUCAGCGCAGCGAGGGUGGGCUUGCUUUUAGCGCGCCCGAUUUUAUCAAGGCGGGCUCAGUAGAUGCGGUCACGUUGGAGAAGGCCGUGCGGGCCAUUGGCGUGCAGCCGGACAUUAUUGUGGCCUCCAACUGGAUUGAUAAUGGGCCGGGGUGGCUUGGUCUCCUGCUUGCCGACGCGCAACACGUCUUGGCCAUUGAGCCUGAUUACGCUGCUAUGGGAACAUUGAACAUUGGAGUCAUGGCGCCGCACAGAAACGGGCCAGCAGACUACGAAGUCCGCGCAUUUGUGCCGGGGAUUGGCGAAGAUCCUGUUACCGGCAGCUUGAACGCUGGCUUUGCUCGGUGGCUCAUACAUGCCAACAUCGCGCCGUCCAGAUACACCGCUCGUCAAGGUACAGUGAUGCGUCGCAAAGGAGACGUGCAUGUAUUGACGGACGAAGAGGGAGAAAUAUGGGUCGGCGGAAUAUGUACCACAGUGAUUCGUGGGUCCGCGCAGCUCUAA